This is a messenger RNA of Peromyscus leucopus (white-footed mouse), 1516 nucleotides long. RefSeq names its product bleomycin hydrolase-like. The record is from RefSeq and is a predicted model, not a curated record. Gene Ontology annotation, biological process: proteolysis; response to toxic substance; L-homocysteine catabolic process. Lineage: Eukaryota; Metazoa; Chordata; Mammalia; Rodentia; Cricetidae. Gene Ontology annotation, cellular component: cytoplasm. Gene Ontology annotation, molecular function: cysteine-type aminopeptidase activity.
GUCCGAGCAGCUAGGCAGCGGACUGUAGUAUAACCCCAGAGCUCACCUGAGGACCCCGAAAACUAACGUUUCCCCACGAGGCAGCGUGGGCGCCAUGAACAACACAGGACUGAAUUCGGAGAAGGUAGCUGCUCUGAUCCAUAAACUAAAUUCCGACCCUCAGUUCGUACUUGCCCAGAAUGUUGGGACCACUCAUGAUCUGUUGGACAUCUGUCACACGGUGCAGGGUGCUCAGCAUGUGUUCCAGCACGUUGUGCCUCAGGAAGGCAAGCCAGUCACCAACCAGAAGAGCUCUGGACGAUGCUGGAUAUUUUCUUGUUUGAAUGUUAUGAGACUUCCGUUCAUGAAAAAAUUUAAUAUUGAAGAAUUUGAGUUUAGUCAAUCUUACCUGUUUUUUUGGGACAAGGUUGAACGCUGUUAUUUCUUCUUGAACGCUUUCGUGGACACAGCCCAGAAAAAGGAGCCUGAAGAUGGUAGACUGGUGCAGUAUUUACUUAUGAACCCUACCAAUGAUGGUGGACAAUGGGAUAUGCUUGUCAAUAUUGUUGAAAAAUACGGUGUUGUCCCCAAGAAAUGCUUUCCUGAAUCUCAUACAACAGAGGCAAGCAGAAGAAUGAAUGAUAUUCUGAAUCACAAGAUGAGAGAAUUCUGUAUACGGCUACGGAACCUGGUGCACAGUGGAGCAACCAAAGGGGAGAUCUCAUUUACACAAGAUGCCAUGAUGGAGGAGAUAUUCCGAGUGGUGUGCAUCUGUUUGGGUAACCCACCAGAGACCUUCACCUGGGAGUAUCGAAACAAGGAUAAAAAUUACCAUAAGAUUGGCCCCAUCACACCCUUGCAAUUUUACCAGGAGCACGUGAAGCCACUCUUCAAUAUGGAAGAUAAGAUUUGUUUUGUGAAUGACCCACGGCCCCAGCACAAGUACAAUAGAUUGUACACAGUAGACUACUUGAGCAAUAUGGUUGGAGGGAGAAAAACGCUGUAUAACAACCAGCCCAUUGACUUCUUGAAAAAGAUGGUUGCUGCCUCCAUCAAAGAUGGAGAGGCUGUGUGGUUUGGCUGUGAUGUUGGAAAACACUUCAAUGGCAAGCUGGGCCUCAGUGACAUGAAUGUCUAUGACCAUGAGUUAGUGUUUGGUGUCUCCUUGAAGAACAUGAACAAAGCUGAGAGGCUGGCCUUCGGUGGGUCACUCAUGACCCACGCCAUGACCUUCACUGCUGUCUCAGAGAAGGAUGAUCAGGAUAGUGUAUUUCUGAAAUGGAGAGUAGAGAAUUCCUGGGGUGAAGACCACGGCCACAAAGGUUACCUGUGCAUGACCGAUGAGUGGUUCUCUGAGUAUGUCUACGAGGUGGUGGUGGACAGGAAGCACGUCCCGGAAGAGGUGCUGGCUGUGUUAGAGCAGGAGCCCAUCGUCCUGCAGGCAUGGGACCCCAUGGGGGCCUUGGCUGAGUGAGUGGCACUGCCUCCAGCUCUUUCCUCCUCCCAUGGCAUCGGAUGUAGCUGCCAAGGACAGAUC